GGUUGGUCUGACCGGCGUCACGACUACAGCGGACACCUGGAUCUCUGAUUGGCUCAGAGCGCUGAUCCGGGUACUGCGCUAGAACGAGCCCAUUAGCUAAAGGUACCAAUAUGGCGGAGGCUUCCCUCGGGAGUUCAAGUCCAGUUGGCUCUUUGUCAUCAGAGGAUCAUGACUUUGACCCAACAGCAGAAAUGUUAGUUCAUGAGUAUGAUGAUGAGAGGACUCUGGAGGAGGAGGAGUCUCUGGAUGGAGGGAGGAAUUUCAGAUCUGAGAUUGCAGAUUUGGAAAAGGAGGGGACCAUGCCUUUGGAAGAACUUUUGGCCAUCUAUCGCUACGAGGCCUCAGCGGGCUCCAGUAUAGACAGCUCCUCUGGAGACAUUACUGAUGAGCUGCCUGACAUGACUUUGGACAAGGAAGAAAUAGCUAAAGACCUACUGUCUGGAGACUACGAGGAGGAGACCCAGUCCUCGGCUGAUGAUCUUACCCCUUCAGUCACCUCCCACGAGGCCACUGAUUUCUUCCCAAGAACACUACGAUCUAAUGCCAUCUCUGAUGGUGAUAAAGAGUCAGAGUGUGAUGAAGAUGGCCCUAGCCCAGAGGACUCUAGAAAGGAAAUAAUGGUGGGAACACAGUACCAAGCAGAGGUUCCUUCUUGCCUCUGUCACUACAAAGAUGGGGAGAAAGUGUAUGAAGAUGAAGACGAGUUAUUAUGGUGCCCGGGUACAAUGGCAGAAAACAAGGUGAGGGGUUUCCUGUGUGACGUGUUGUCGCGGACAACGGAGGAAAAGAUGGGAUGCGACAAACCAGGGAUGCACGUACGAGACAAUGAGAAGGCUUUGCAUGAGCUUGUCAAGUGCAACUACAACACCCGUGAAGCACUUGAGAGAUACUGCAGCCGCAUACGGUCCUCAAAAGAAAAAUCACCGCCGUGGUCAGAAGAGGAAUGCAAAAACUUUGAACAGGCACUACAGAUGUAUGACAAAAACUUUCACCUCAUACAGAGAAACAAAGUCACAACACGAACUGUAGCAGAAUGUGUGGCAUUUUAUUACAUGUGGAAAAAGUCGGAGCGCUUUGACUUCUUUGUGCAGCAGAAUCGGUUUGGAAAGAAAAAAUACAGCAGCUAUCCCGGUGUGACUGACCUGAUGGACCGGCUGGUGGAUGAAGCCGAGGGACUGGCAGUGGACAGUUCCUCCUCGGUGUGUUCAGGAGCUGGUGGAGGAGGACGGUUGGAGACGACCACGGACCAACAGCUGAGCCUGCUCAACUCCAUCACUGCCAGCGACCUCACUGCUUUGAGUAACACUGUAGCAACAGUGUGCAGCCCUGCAGAGGUCAGUUGUCUGGACUCCUACAGCUUCCCUCCUCUGGAGAGUCUCCAUCGUGGGUCCCUGAGCCAAGACGAAUCCCUCUCGUUCCCUUCCAAUGGCGCCGACCCCGACUGCCUCAACAUGCUCGACGCUGGCUUUUACCACUCGGACCUCGGUCAGCUAGGAGGAGUGUGCGUCAACAAGGACUGCGAGCGUCCCUCCAAGAGACUCAAGAUGGCACUGCCUGACUCCUUUAUCAAUGACGUGUCCGUGGGGAACCUUGGGGUGGAUUUCGAAGCGCGACGGACAACGACGCACCACCACCGAAUCACUGGCGCUAAAAUGGCGGUGUCUGUCACGGACUUUGGGAGCUUGGCCGGCAGCGGCGAGCCCAACGGCUUUCUGGGAGCACACGCACGGCACCACACACAGCACACCGCAGCACUUCAAUCAGAGUGAUCUUCCUCAUCGUCUUCCCUCGUUCUUCCCUUUUGAAACCCCCUUAUCUCGCUUGUACAUAAGACUGACCUCACUGGAGAAUCUGAUUUGUUUAAAUUCUAUUAUAUAUAAAUAUAUAUAUAUAUAUAUACAUAUAUCUAUAUAUGUAUAUGAAUAUACUUUGUUUCAUUUUUUUUGUGUAAUAUGACAUCAGUGAUGUCUAUCAUAUAGAACUAAAAUCUUGAUUUCUCUCAAGAGUUUAUAUAGCCAUUUAUUUUAUUUUUUGCGGUCUUGAGAUGUGGAACGUCCAUGUACAGUGGGGCCCAGAGGCUGCAGGCGGAGAGUUGUGUAUCUUCCUCCCUCACGUCUACAUACACAACGUCUUCAGAGCUACAGUAUGUUAUCCUGCCAUUCUUUCCAGCUGCCAAAACUGGCUCAGUUUUCUGCCUCUAGUUUUUAGUUGCCUGUCGUUUGAAGUGGUACUUUUUUUUUCUUCAUUUAAUUAGUGUUUGGUUUACAGGUACCUUUUAAGUAACCAGACUAGUGUGAAUGGUUUUAUUUGUUUCCAAAUAAACCGGGCUAGAUAUUACAUGAAGAACAACACUAGCAUGGGGAUUAGCUCGAAGAGCGGGAAGUUUUGGCUUCAGCUGCUAAGGCCUUCCAUUUCUUUUUCUUUUUUCCUGUGGAAGCUCAUCUUUAGUUUGUGUGGUUACUCUUAAACUGUUCAAAGUGGCCAAACUGGAAUAUUAUCCCAUGUAGUUGUACCCAAGUUUAAGUCCCUGGUUCAUAAUUUUUUUUUUCUAUUACAUUUUCAAGCGGGUGAAAAAUUGCCUGUCCAGAGUAAUAUGAUGGGAGUCAUUUAUUUAUUUAUUUUAAUAUAAUAUAAAAAACCUCCUUUUUUCGAGGCUUCUUUUUGAGUCAAGCAAACCAUAACGGCAUCCAAGAUAAUGGUUUACAUGAAUAGACAUUUCAACACAGAUCAACAGGCACAGUAAUAUUAAUACUACAUUCAUGUGAGAUUUUGUUUAAUCUUUUCAGCUCAUGCUUUUGUCUGAGCGAGUUUAGCUGCUUAUGUUCUUUUGAUUGAAAUAUUAGAAUAUGUCCCGAAAUCACGUAGCGCCAUUUCCAGACCACUUUGCAAGCUUAGGUAAGCCAGCUAACAGUAUUAUCUCUUUAUUUAAAGCCACUCUGAUUUUUGUAUUCAACCUCUGCCUAACCUGUACUGAGUAGAGAACGCCUCGUAUAAUCUGGUCCAUGAGUUCUUGGAGUCUAGUAGCAGAAAUGGAGCUGUGUUAUCUCGACAUGAGUCCAUUGUUGUGAACUGUAACAUGUUUAGCAGGUUAUUGUCAGUCGAUUGGAUGCAGUAGUAGUGUUUACUUAAUUUAUCUAUGCAUUGUGCUAUGAAUAAUUAGUUUGUUUCAGGGGAUUCAUAAUUUUGUGUCAUGUCCAUAGUUGUAGUAUCUCAUCGUUAUGUAUGUACAGACAGGAGUCAUGCCUCUUCAUCAUCUUUUGAGUUCGAUCAAGUAGUUCUGUUUCCAAGCCCAGCAUCUGAGAAAAUAUUCACGUAACGCGUUUUAUGUAAAUAAUUAGCAAAUAUCCUUUAAAAAGUCUAUUAACAGACCUCUUACACUUGUGAAUCUGUGUUGAUACAAAGGUUUUAAUUUGAUUCCUUGUCCGAAAGGCAAUAAUUUGUAGAUAUGUACAGAUAUUUGGGGUUUUGCAGUUUUUGACUGGUUGACUUCGUGUUUGAAAUAUUUUUUUUCUCCCCCCUUUGGAAAGUCAUGAUACCGACACACACCAGGACACGGCUGAAACCACGCAUGCCAGCUGUGUCCUGUUUCCCAAGUGUACCACUCAAAACGGCUUUACCUGAAGACGUAUUGAUAUUACUCAGUGUUGCAAUUUUGCAUUUGAAACUUGCAGCCAAGUGUAAAAGACGCCCAUCAUCAUCUUUCCUUAAAAAGAUUUUUAUUUUUACACUUCAUCGUCGUUCAUUUGUCUUGAUGGUAAAGGUAUGGCUGCUGCUCCUAAAGUACGUUGGGAGCUCAUUUCUCUUUUAAUGCCAUGUGCAUAAUGCAGUAGGUCCUCCAAGCUCUUCUGGCUUUAGCAGUGCAGUGAUAUUUAUUUCACCUGUGGUUUGUACAAAGACGCAGAAAAACUGUCAAGAAUGUUAAGGCCAUUAAGUAGUAGAAGUAGGUUUUUUCACCACCCUGUGAAUUCUUAAAAAUGUGAUAUUUUAUUGAUAUCUCUGGUAUGAGACUUGUGUGUGCAAGCAAGCACCAAACAAAUUUAUUUUAUAUUUUGUAUUGUGUUUUGAAGUUUAAAAAGGAAAAAAAAAAACAUUGCAGUUGUUUUGAAGAAGAAAACUCAAGUCCUUUGAAAACAAAAACACCUUUGUGAAUAAAAAACCUACAAAACUUAAAAAUGUAUAUCCAGAAAUAUAGACAAUCAAAAUCUUCACUAUGAGAAAUGUUCAAGAAGCUAUCUUUAUUGUUUAUAAGAAUUGUACAUAAACAUUGAGUUGUUCUUUUUUCUUUUCUUUUUUUUGUUAAACAUUAUUUUGUAUUUUCUGUUGUACUUUAAUACCUUGUGUACAGAUCCAGAAAUAAAGCUCUGGAAAAUG
This is a messenger RNA of Scophthalmus maximus (turbot), 4371 nucleotides long. RefSeq names its product mesoderm induction early response 1, family member 3 b (gene mier3b). The transcript is spliced from 13 exons. Gene Ontology annotation, cellular component: nucleoplasm. Bases 111 to 1769 code for a protein of 552 amino acids. The record is from RefSeq and is a predicted model, not a curated record. NCBI's taxonomy places the organism in Eukaryota, Metazoa, Chordata, Actinopteri, Pleuronectiformes, Scophthalmidae. Gene Ontology annotation, biological process: negative regulation of transcription by RNA polymerase II. Gene Ontology annotation, molecular function: transcription corepressor activity; histone deacetylase binding.